GCCGCCUCACAUCAGCAUCCACAACCGAAUCCGCGCUCGCACAACUCCUUCUACAACUCCCCGACCUAUUCCCAACCCCCUUAAGCGCCGUUGACGCGUUCCCGUUACCGGCGGAGAUGAUGCGGGGUGUAAGUGAAGGUGGGAGUGAUGGUGGAGCGUGGCGGGGUGAUGAUGACGAUACGAAGCAAAUGGAUGAGGAGGAGUGGGUGGUGAAAGGGGAUACCAAUGAUAGAGGAGAAGAUGCGGGAGAGGAGGAGGAUGAGACGGCGGUCAACGAGCCUGUGGUGAAGAAGCGGCGGCCGCGGCAGAAGCCGAGAAGUAGGAAGGAGCCGGAACAUCGCACGCAUUUUUGUCCGCAUUGUCCAAUGGCGUUCUACCGCGCAGAACAUCUCGGCCGCCACCUCCGCAUCCACUCCGGCGAAAAACCGUACAAAUGCGACUUCUGCGGCCGCUGCUUCGGACGCAGCGACGAAGUUGCCCGACAUUCGAAAGUGCAUACCAAACGCAAGAAGCCCAAGAGCGGGGUCAGACGGCCACGGAAGAAGAAGAACUGUUUCGUUACGACUGACACGGACGUCAACG
Molecule: messenger RNA, 582 nt
Organism: Fimicolochytrium jonesii
Lineage: Eukaryota; Fungi; Chytridiomycota; Chytridiomycetes; Spizellomycetales; Powellomycetaceae
Exons: 2
Biological process (GO): regulation of transcription by RNA polymerase II
Molecular function (GO): DNA-binding transcription factor activity, RNA polymerase II-specific; RNA polymerase II cis-regulatory region sequence-specific DNA binding
Source: RefSeq, a predicted model, not a curated record